Molecule: messenger RNA, 2231 nt
Organism: Myzus persicae (green peach aphid)
Lineage: Eukaryota; Metazoa; Arthropoda; Insecta; Hemiptera; Aphididae
Exons: 12
Coding region: 244-2124 (626 amino acids)
Biological process (GO): mitotic chromosome condensation
Cellular component (GO): condensin complex
Molecular function (GO): chromatin binding
Source: RefSeq, a predicted model, not a curated record
AAUAAUAUUAUAGUCCAUGCACCACUGGAGUGUUGUACUGAUGAUAGUUGUAAUAAUAUUAUAGUCCAUGCAGUGGAGUGUCGAUAGUGGAUAUUUUGCAUGAACAUCGUGUUUUUUGAAAAGCGGCUGCAUUACGCACUCCCUCAAUCUUUUCUUUGUGUUGUAACGUUUAAACGUGUUUACUUGUAAAGUAUAAUACUGAAAGAAAUUAAUUCGGUCCCGCGUGUUGGAAAUAUAUGCGAAAUGGAAAAAAACGACAAAGCAUCGAUUUCACCAUACAACAAUUCCGAUUCGUCUGACGACGAUGAUGAACAACCUGAAAACUUAUCAACUGAAGAGAUAUGUCUUAAAAUAAAGACAUUUCGUAAUUUAUGCCUUGGAAACAAAAUAAAUGUUGGUAACGCAUUUGACAUUAAUAUGAUUGGAUAUUUUUAUUCAUGGCUGGAGAAAAAAAAAAGCUUAAUCUUUGAUGAUGAUAAAGAUAGUACCUCGUUUCAAGAGAUAAGUGACUAUCUUGAAGCCACGGCUAAAGUCUAUUCUUACCGUGUUGACAAUUUGACAGAAACAACUAGUAAAUUAGUUGAACAAUUUAAAUCCAUGAACUACGCAAAAAGUACAACACCAAUAGAUGAUGAAGAUGAUGCACCUAAAAUCCAAAAAUCCAAGAGACAAAAAAUGAUGCUGACUACAAAUGAAAAAUUAAGAGCUGGACCAGACGACAUUAAAAAUACUUUCAAUUCAGAUCUAAUGGAUCAUGCUGGCUUAAAUUUUAAUGAAUUAUUUUUUGUUCAUCGUCCAUCUCGCCUUCUUACAUCAAUGUACCAUGAUACAACUUUGGCAGAAGAAAUGCAAGCUUUUAAAGAUGAACAAAAAAAAUUUGAUGAAAAAGAAAAGGAAACAAUUUCUGUUGAUAUAAGUUUUUUGGAUGAUAUGGAAAAAUUUGCUCAAGGAGUUAUCUGCCCCGAAUUCAAUGGUUUUGUAGCUGAACGUGACAAAGUUGACAAUCAUAAAGAAGACAAUUUAGAUGGUAUUGAGUAUCGCUUUGAUCCUGAUAUUCACCAAUUUCUAAAUGAUUCUGAAGACUCUAUAUGUGGUGAACCAGAUAAUACUGAACUUGAUUCCAAUUCAAAUGAUAAAGAUACAUCAGUAUUUGAUGGACUUGUAGAAUGUAUUGACGGCGUUAACAGCGAUUAUAGCUUAUUUAAUCCUAAGCUUCUUGCUAAAUGGAAUGGACCAAAGGCCUGGAAAGCUCAAGCAAUGAUGAAAGCAUUAAAAUCUUGCACUCCAAGUGAACGAAAAGACAUUGUUUCAAAUGAAGAUGAAAAUAUUGAUGAAUGUACACAGGAAAGUGACGAUCAUAUCCAAACUAAUAAAAAACGCAUUCAAGUUAAGAACAACGAUACAGUACAAAUAAAUUGGUUAGAUAGAAACCAAAUAAAUGAAUUAAUAAAAAAUAACAUUAGAGGUAAAGAACAAAUUUUACCUCGUACACUACAAAAAUGGCAGCCAGUUGACCAUUUAUCUGAUGUACGAACAGUUGUUGUUGAUAUUAAAUAUGAGUUUAAUUUUUUGAAAUAUACUGAAAUUAAACCAGAAUGGUGGGAAAGAAGAAAAAAUUACAGUGCUUCUAAGGAACUAAAAUCUCGUCAGAAUAUCAAUGCUUGUGGUGAAAGCGUUAUAAAAGCAUUAGAAGCUACAGAAAUUGAUAAUGAAGACCCAGAACAGUCAACAAGUAAAAAUGAUGAAGAAUUAAUUACAAACGAUGGAACUGAUGACAAAUUGGAAGUAUCUAAAGAGUUGAACCCUGAAGAUGAAGAUGCUUUUGAUGACCAAUCUGAAUCAAGAAUGGAUAUAGCAGAAUUAAAAAAAGAAAUAUCUGAUAUUAUUGACGAAGAAUGUGUUGAAACUGAUCCCAAUAGUGAAUGGAGUUCAAAGUUAUCAUUUUUAAACUUGCUAACAAAAUUACGAAUUAACGAACGAGAUGGACUUACAAUACCCAUUAUAUUUGUUGGUCUGCUUCAUUUGGCAAAUGAGCGUGGUCUGAAAUUGUUCCAAGAAUAUUGUACCAUUAACGAUAUGGAAGAAACUUUUAUUGCCAAACCAAUGAAAAAUAAUGAAAAAUAAUUUGUGAUGAAGGCCAUUUUAUACGUAUUAUCUAAUAAUCUAACAUUAAUUAUUUUCCUAAAUUACUUUAUAAUACAUUAUCCUUUACUUUUUUACAUUUUAUUUUA